Arxiozyma heterogenica is the source of this 579-nucleotide messenger RNA. It is a transcript of the gene VMA22, whose product is annotated as Vma22p. The transcript has a single exon. Gene Ontology annotation, biological process: vacuolar proton-transporting V-type ATPase complex assembly. Bases 1 to 579 code for a protein of 192 amino acids. Gene Ontology annotation, cellular component: Vma12-Vma22 assembly complex. The record is from RefSeq and is a predicted model, not a curated record. NCBI's taxonomy places the organism in Eukaryota, Fungi, Ascomycota, Saccharomycetes, Saccharomycetales, Saccharomycetaceae.
AUGUCAAACACUUUAUACCUAACUUUACUUGAACAAUUGAGCCAAUACGAUUUUGAAUUGGAACAAUUAUCAAAAUGCUUCGCUGAUGGAUUUAAUCAACUCAGUAGAGCUAACUACUAUAACAAGGAUUCUCUAUUCGGUUCUAACUAUGGAUCCAUAUAUUAUGAUAUGAAUUAUGAAGGUCAAUUAUAUGUCCAAAUAUCUCUAAACAACAAUGAAAACGAUCAUCAAUUGACUAUACUAGAUAAAACUGGUAUUAACAGGAACACAGACAAUGAUCAAUCGUCUUUUCAAGCCGGAGCAUCCGGUUUAAAGCAAAGAAACAUUCAUAAGAGAGGAACUGGAAAAUUUAGUGGCUUAAAGGAAAAGACAGAAACUCUAGAGAAACAACCAAACGAAAGCAAUAUCAAGGGCCCAUAUGAUCCAAUAAAAAUGUUUGCAGGUGGGUUUAAUAUACCUAGACAACUAAGGAAUUCUCAACAACAUUUUAAAAGUUCCAUCCUUAUUAUUCAAAACUUAAUUAAUCGUAGAAUUAAAAUUAAUAGAUUAAUCAAUCAACUAAAACAACAAAGCAAAUAA